This is a messenger RNA of Helobdella robusta, 198 nucleotides long. RefSeq lists its product as hypothetical. NCBI's taxonomy places the organism in Eukaryota, Metazoa, Annelida, Clitellata, Rhynchobdellida, Glossiphoniidae. The coding region runs from base 1 to 198 and encodes 65 amino acids. Gene Ontology annotation, biological process: cytoplasmic translation. Gene Ontology annotation, cellular component: ribosome; cytosolic large ribosomal subunit. The record is from RefSeq and is a predicted model, not a curated record. The transcript is spliced from 3 exons. Gene Ontology annotation, molecular function: structural constituent of ribosome.
AUGGCCAAGUCAAAAAACCAUACUAAUCACAAUCAAAAUAAGAAGCAACAUAGAAAUGGUAUCAAAAAACCCAAAUCCAACAGAUAUCCAUCUUUGAAAGGGGUUGAUCCAAAAUUUUUGAAAAAUUUGAGGUUUGCCAAGAAGCACAACAAGAAACACUCUCAUCUUCUUGGUGGUGACAAGGAGAACAAAAAGUGA